AUUACAAACCCCUCUCCAAAAUGGGCAACCAAAGUUCAUCCCAGCCACCCCAGAACCCUUCAUUCUCCCCUCCCACUCCCUCCCAGACCCAAGCCACUGAAGAAGAGCAGCAAGAGAGGAAGGAGCAAAGUGAGAUAGAAGGUCGUGAGGAAUCAAAGCUUACUGAAUCGAAUCUAGACAAUAUUCCAGAGAGUGAUAAAGUUUUUGAUGGGGUUGAGUUUCCAGAAAAUAUUGAUGAGGGAAAAAACUCUACUCCUAUUAGAAUGAAAGUUGAUGAAGAAGAUAAUCCUAUCAUUAAAACCCAAGAAAUCCCAAAUCGUUUUCCAGGAUUAGAACAAGGGAAAGCAUUCCCAGCAAGAAGUACAGAUGUUUACUCUCGCGAACCAGGGAAAGUUAAUCAUCAGGCAGAGCUCCUCGGUGGAGAGAAUCCAAAAGGAAAAGACUUGGUUCAUCAAGAGGAAAUAGAUGAAAAUACAUCAGACGAAUCAGCAUUCGAAUAUUCCAACACAAGAAAUACCAACACCCUUAUCACUGACUCCCAAGCAUCAGUCACCACUUUCUCCGUUCCAGAACUAAUCCCAGACCAUUUUUCCGACCAAAACUCCCAGCUGUCACCCCAGCACCCUCUUCCAGCCCCAACCUAACCUACAUCUCCUCUUAAUCCUCUUUCCUCACAGUUCCUCUUCCUUCUCCAGCUAAUUU
Molecule: messenger RNA, 702 nt
Organism: Moneuplotes crassus
Lineage: Eukaryota; Ciliophora; Spirotrichea; Euplotida; Euplotidae
Source: the annotation of a GenBank genome assembly